AUGAAGAGUAUCGUUUUCAUGAUAAGUACCGAAAACGAUAUGGUUCAUCUUCAUCCAAGCCAGUAUCACGAAGGGGACAAUCUCAAGUGUUAUCAUCAUCAUUUGAUGAACCAUCGACUUCGAGUGAUCCUGCAAUACAAUCGUGAGUGUCCAGCUGAUUCCUCCACAUCACUUUCAAGGUUUCCUACACCAUCCUGUGAAAGUAAUUUUAGAUUCGAUGAAUUAUGCUUUCUAUGUGAAAAAAAUUGGGAUCGUAGUCAUGAACCUGGUAUUAUUGUACAAGACAACAGUCUGAAAGAUCGUAUUGUUGCUAUUGCUGCCGAACGCAAAAAUGAUUUUGGAGAAAUUAUUCCACGAUUGCAAACGACUAGAUCGCUUACAGAUUUAAAAGCACGAUAUCCUACAGCUUGCUUUAAAAGCUUCAUGGCACCAUAUUGCAAGAAAAAAAUGAUAAGAAAUUUGAUAAGAUAUGUAAUCAUAAUCGAAAACAGAGGUGAAUUCAAAUUCCAGCUUUCAUCUUUAAAAUCACUAAUGAGUGAAGAUAAUAAUAGCAAAAUAGAAAAGCGUACUUUGCUUCGACAUUUGAAAAAAAAAUAUGGUGGUGAUAUUUUUAUCUUCCGUAAGCAAGGUAAAGAAACAUUGAUAUACUACAAAUACUAUGAAUUUGCAAAAAAUUGUAGUGAUUGGUAUGGUAAGAGUGAGGACCUCAGUGAAAUGGCUAAGAAAACAAUCAUCAGUAUGUGUCAAUAUGAUUAA
This is a messenger RNA of Arctia plantaginis, 756 nucleotides long. Lineage: Eukaryota; Metazoa; Arthropoda; Insecta; Lepidoptera; Erebidae. The record is from the annotation of a GenBank genome assembly.